This is a messenger RNA of Soboliphyme baturini, 888 nucleotides long. The record is from the annotation of a GenBank genome assembly. Lineage: Eukaryota; Metazoa; Nematoda; Enoplea; Dioctophymatida; Soboliphymatidae.
AUGCCAAGAUUUCAACAGGUGCGAUUGGUUGUGUUGCACCUCUCCUGUGUGGUUCUUCUAUGGUCGAUUUGGAAAAAGGUUAAUUACAUCGACUUAACUGCCGAUGAAAGCUUCAAUUAUAAGAUUCCUCCGCCGUGCAAGUCGUUAGAAGUGGAGUUUUAUCGAUGGAACGAACUUCUUGCACACUUACAGUAUCAGUGUGUGAAUGUAAGAAGCUGGCCCGCAAAGUCGUUCGGAAUCGCUGUGUGUGGCGACGAGGAGGUUUCUGGUACAGGCAUAAAAACUGAGAUGCGCAAGUUCGUCAGUUUGACCAACAACUUCGACGAGCUGUUGUUUGAAGAUGCACUGUUUUCCUUUCACGGGGGUGAAGUAACCGGUGUGAUUGUUGCUCCAGCCAGUGUGGAUCGGCAUUUGAAAUAUGGUCGUCGAAUAAAGCACAUACCGCGUACACUCAUCGCUACCACAGAUGAUCUUUACGCAGGAGAUAAGUACAUGAUGCUAAGCGAGUUCUUGUCGGUGAUUGACGACCAAAAGAAUGUAAUCGAUUAUGUGAAGAUCGACUGCACGACCUGUUGGCAACCACUGUCACAGGUGAACCUGGUUUCUGAGCUAAUAAGGACAGGAUUCUUUCGGCAGGUGAAGGAGCUGCACUUGGUGAUACGCUUCUUGGAAACCACUGACCAGGCGGUUAUCUUCUACGAGUGGUACAGCACGCUGUUUAAAUUGUUUUACAACGCUUCGAUGGCUCUCUACCGUGCGUUUACCUCGGGCGACUGCACAUUUCCUCCUCGUCGGUCCUGCCUCUACCGACUAAGCUUCGUCAACUUUCUGCUUACCAACAUCACCAGUAAAGUUUUGACACCUGUUUCAGGAUUGGGUACGUUUUAG